Apaloderma vittatum (bar-tailed trogon) is the source of this 2105-nucleotide messenger RNA. Its product is annotated as integrin alpha-1-like. Bases 1 to 1992 code for a protein of 663 amino acids. The transcript has 17 exons. Lineage: Eukaryota; Metazoa; Chordata; Aves; Trogoniformes; Trogonidae. Gene Ontology annotation, cellular component: external side of plasma membrane; integrin complex. Gene Ontology annotation, molecular function: integrin binding. Gene Ontology annotation, biological process: cell-cell adhesion; cell adhesion mediated by integrin; integrin-mediated signaling pathway. The record is from RefSeq and is a predicted model, not a curated record.
AUGCUCAUGGAAAUUCACAAACUGUUUAUCUUUCUUUCACAGACGAAGUUUGAAUAUCAGAUGAGUCUUGAACCAAUAAAGCAAACAUGCUGUUCGCCAUUAAAACAAGACACCUGCAAAGUCCUUAAGAAUGAGCCUUGUGGUGCACGCUUCGGGACUGCGAUUGCUGCAGUGAAGGAUCUCAACCUUGAUGGAUAUAAUGACAUUGUAAUAGGUUCUCCCUUAGAGGAUGAUCAUCGGGGAGCUGUUUAUAUUUAUCAUGGCCGUGGCAACACAAUCAGUAAAAAAUAUUCUCAGCGUAUUGCAUCAGGUGGAGAUGGGGAAAAAGUGAAAUUUUUUGGCCAGUCUGUUCAUGGACAAAUGGAUUUAAACGAUGACGGCUUGAUCGAUGUCACCAUUGGAGGCCUUGGUGGGGCUGCCCUCUUCUGGUCUCGUGAUGUGGCUGAAGUAAAUGUUUCCAUGCAAUUUAUACCUAAAAGUAUUAAUAUCCAGCAACAAAAUUGUCAGAUAAAUAAAAGAAACACAAUAUGCAUAAAUGCCACGAUUUGUUUUAAGACCAGACUAAAGUCAAAGGAAGAUACAUUUGAAUCCAGUCUGCAGUAUUGGAUUACUCUCGAUUCACAAAGACAGAUAUCUCGAAGCUUGUUCAUAGAAAGCCAUGAAAGGAAAAUGCAAAAAAAUAUAACUAUCAGAGGGUCAGAAUGUAUUAAACAUAACUUCUACAUGUUGGAUAAGCCUGACUUUCAGGACUCUGUAAAGGUUUUGCUGGAGUUCAAUUUUUCUGACCCAGAGAGUGGACCUGUUCUUGACAGUGACCUGCCAAACUCAGUAUCUGAAUAUAUUCCUUUCACAAAAGAUUGUGGAGCCAAAAAUAAAUGCAUUUCAGAUCUUGUUCUGAACGUAAAAGCAAGCAUAGCUGGAGACAGCUCUUCUCCAUUCAUUGUGAAGUCACGCAGCGAUAAGUUCACCAUCCAGCUCUCUGUGAAAAACAAAAAAGACAGUGCCUAUAAUACUAGAGUUUUGGCUCAAUAUUCUCCAAAUAUUAUUUUUGCUGGCAUUGAGGAUAUACAGAAAGAUAGCUGUGAAUCUAAUCAUAACAUCACUUGUAAAGUGGGAUAUCCAUUUCUAAAAACUGCAGAAGAGAUUUCCUUCAGAAUAUCAUUCCAAUUCAACGCAUCGUAUCUCAUGGAAAAUGCUACUGUUCAUGUAUAUGCAACAAGUGACAGUGAAGAGCCACCUGAGACCUUGAGUGACAACAGAGGACAUGUUACAAUUCCAGUAAAAUAUGAAGUAGGAUUAAUAUUUGUGAGUGUUUUCAAAGAGCACCAUGUUAUAAUUUCAGCGAAUGAUACUAUACCUACUGCUAUUAACACAACAGAGCAGAUUGGAGAUGAAGUUACUCUACACUAUAGGAUUGAAAAGGGUGAACACUUUCCAAUGCCAAACCUCACACUGCAGAUCUUAUUUCCCAACGUAACAGCAGCCAGGAAUACUCUUCUCUACCUUACUGCAUUGUCACAUUCCCAAAAUGCCAUCUGCCAAACUAGUUACCCUGUAGAUCCCUUAAAGAUUAGUGCUGGGAAAUCAUUUGUGCUGCCAAAAAUAAAAGAACCUACAAAGGAUACAAUUAUGGACUGUGAUACAUACAGUUGUGCAUCUAUUAAUUGUGCCCUGGUCCCAUCUGACAUAUAUCAAGUGAAUGUCUCGUUAAGAGUAUGGAAGCCUACUAUUAUAAAAGCAAGUAUUCACAGCUUGACCCUUGUUGUGAAAGCAUUACUUAGGAGUGAGAACUCAUUGCUGGUUUUGAGAAAUGACCAUGAAAAACUGGAGACUAUGAUUAAGAUUUCCAAAGAACUCCCACCGGGUACAGUCCCCUUAUGGGUUAUCCUCCUGAGUAUCUUCGCCGGACUCUUGAUUCUUGCACUGCUUAUAUUUGCUUUGUGGAAGGCUGGAUUUUUCAAGAGACCUCUAAAGAAGAAAAUGGAGAAAUGAAGGGGAAAAAAAAAAAAAGCAGAAAUUUUUGCUCAGGUCUGCCUCAAAAAUGUUACUGUAAAGUCAUAAACUUAGAUGUAAUGGUCACAAAGUUUUCUAAACUCUGGCGCAUU